AUGUUACCAAGAAACGUUUACUUCGAUAUUACAAUCGAUGGCAAUCCAAGUGGUCGCAUUGUAUUUGAACUCUUCGGCUCUGUAGUACCAAAGACAGCCGCCAAUUUUCGUGCAUUGUGCACUGGUGAAAAAGGUUUCGGAUUUCAAGGAAGUGGAUUUCAUCGUAUCAUUCCACAAUUUAUGCUUCAAGGCGGUGAUUUUACCAAAGGCAAUGGCACAGGUGGUAAAAGUAUCUAUGGUGAAAAGUUUGCUGAUGAAAACUUCAAACUCAAACACACAAAGGCAGGUCUUUUGUCAAUGGCUAAUGCUGGCCCAGAUACUAAUGGCUCACAAUUUUUCAUUACGACUGUUGCAACACCAUGGCUCGAUGGCAAACAUGUUGUUUUCGGCGAAGUUGUUGAGGGUAUGGAUCUUGUCAAGAAGAUCGAAAGCUAUGGUUCACAAUCUGGUGCACCAAAAGCCAAGGUUGUCAUUAGCGAAUGUGGCCUUAAUUAG
Molecule: messenger RNA, 495 nt
Organism: Rotaria socialis
Lineage: Eukaryota; Metazoa; Rotifera; Eurotatoria; Philodinida; Philodinidae
Source: the annotation of a GenBank genome assembly